CUACAAAACAGUUUCGAUUAACAAAACAAAACAAAUGCUCUCUUUGGUUUACACUCUCUUCUUCCUCCCUUAACUAAUAACUAUUAGUAUUACUUACUACCACCUUUUCCUCUCUCAACUUUCAUUCCUGGACUCUCAUUCUUCCCAUUCUUUUCUUUUGUCUUCUUUCAUCAAAUUGUUAGAGAAAAAAAGCUGGAGCAUCAAAAUCUCACCACUUUGCUUUCUGGUUUCUGCUCAAUCUUUCCUUUUUACCACCUGAAUUUGUACUCCCCUGUACUCUUUAACUUCAAACUCAGAUCAAGUUGCUUCCUUUCUUUGGUUCAAGCUCGCUCUUUUGGUUCAUUUCCAUUGACCCUUUUGCUCAAAAUCCUCGUCACUUAAAUAUUACCAACCGAUGAUGACUCUGGUGCGAAAAUCCCAUUGGGGGUUGCUUCUCUAUCUUCUCUUUCUGCUCCACCUUCACUGCAGCACCUGCUACCCCACAGAACCCAUGAACUGUACGGACACAAGCCGCGUUUGCACUUCUUUCAUGGCCUUCAAGCCCGAGGCGAACCACUCACUGGCUCUGAUUCAGAGCAUGUUUGAUGUGUUGCCUGGUGACAUCACAGUGGAAGGCAACGGGUGGGAUUACCUGUUCGUAAGGAAGAACUGUUCUUGUGCUGCUGGUAUCAAGAAGUACGUGUCCAACACCACAUUCACUGUGAAAUCCAAUGAAGGGUUGGUGUAUGAUAUGGUGAUGGAUGCCUAUGACGGCCUUGCUUUUCUCCCCAACACCACCAGGAAGGCCAGGAAUGGUGCUGUUGUGUCACUGAGGUUGUUCUGUGGCUGCUCCAGUGGACUGUGGAACUAUUUGGUCAGUUAUGUGAUGAGAGACGGGGAUAGUGUUGAGUCCUUGGCAAGUAGGUUUGGGGUUAGUAUGGGUAGCAUUGAGACUGUGAAUGGCAUUGGUAGUCCUGAUAAUGUCACUGUUGGCUCACUCUAUUAUAUACCAUUGGAUUCAGUUCCUGGUGAUCCUUAUCCACUGAAUAAUGCAGCUCCACCAGCUCCUGUUCCUGCCCCAUCCUUUGAUAAUUUUUCAGCUGAUCAAGUCAAUCAUAAGGCUCAUGUACCCUACGGAUGGAUCAUUGGGGGUUUAGGAGUUGGCCUCUUUCUAAUAAUAUUAACUGUGGUUCUCUGCAUUUGUCUGAGAUCAUCAAAUUGUUUUGCUGAUGCCAGAACUGAUGAGAAAAAUGCUGAGAGCAAGAUCUCUCAUAAAUUCCAUAUUCUUCGGAACCCAAGUUUUUUUUGUGGUUCUGGAAGGUACAUAUGUGGCAAACAUGUUGACCAGAAGCAAACGGAUGGUGAAUCCAGCAAUCACACGAUUACCAUUCCCAAAGCUUCAACUCUAGGGCCUGACGUAUUUGACAUGGAUAAGCCUGUAGUUUUUAAAUACGAAGAUAUUUUUUCCUCAACUGAUGGUUUCUCUGAUUCAAAUCUACUUGGGCAUGGAACAUAUGGUUCUGUUUAUUAUAGCCUCCUUCUCGACCAGGAAGUUGCUAUUAAAAGAAUGACAGCUACUAAAACAAAAGAAUUUAUGUCAGAGAUGAAAGUUUUGUGCAAGGUUCAUCAUGCUAAUCUGGUAGAGUUGAUUGGCUAUGCAGCUAGUCAUGAGGAGCUUUUCCUAGUUUAUGAAUAUGCUCAGAAGGGUUCACUUAGAAGCCAUUUGCAUGAUCCACAAAAUAAGGGUCAUUCCCCACUUUCUUGGAUCAUGAGGGUCCAGAUUGCGCUCGAUACUGCUAGGGGCCUUGAAUACAUACAUGAGCACACAAAAACUCAUUAUGUCCACCGAGAUAUCAAGACAAGUAACAUUUUACUUGAUGCUUCCUUUAGAGCAAAGAUUUCAGAUUUUGGAUUAGCAAAACUUGUUGGGAAAGCAAAUGAGGGAGAAAUUUCAACAACCAAAGUUGUUGGUACAUAUGGAUAUCUUGCUCCAGAAUAUUUGAGUGACGGUCUUGCAACCACUAAGAGUGAUGUCUAUGCAUUUGGUGUUGUCCUUUUUGAGAUUAUAUCAGGAAGGGAGGCCAUCAUUCAAUCAGAAGGCGCAAUGACAAAAAAUCCUGAAAGACGUUCACUGGCAUCCAUAAUGCUGUCAGUUCUUAGGAACUCACCUGAUUCCAUGAGCAUGUCAAGUUUGAGAGAUUAUAUCGAUCCAAGUAUGAUGGAUCUGUAUCCCCAUGAUUGUGUAUUUAAGAUGGCGAUGCUGGCAAAGCAAUGUGUGGAUGAGGACCCCAUCGUACGACCUGAUAUGAGACAAGUUGUGAUUUCCCUCUCACAGAUUCUCCUAUCUUCUGUUGAGUGGGAAGCAACUCUAGCUGGGAAUAGCCAGGUUUUCAGUGGCCUUGUUCAGGGAAGAUAGUUAAACAGCAGGAUUCUUUUUUUCUGCAUCCUGUUCUAUACCUUUUUGGUUGGUUGAUAGUGAUUGAUCCAUAGGAGCUGGGACAUGGUGGGUCAGUGUCUAUUUUUGGCCAUUUAUUUUUCUGAAUAUCUUGUGAGCUAUACCUUGAUUUUGUUUACCUGCAUUCUAAUAUAUGUAGAAAAUUUUUGAUGUAAUUUAGUGUGUUGUGAUGGAGCUAAGGAAGGAUUAUAUUGCUCUGUGAUUUGUAUUGAUAUAAGUUGUAAUUCGACAAUCGACAUUAAUCCACGUAUGUUUAUAUUCUUUGAUUCCUUUCA
This is a messenger RNA of Cajanus cajan (pigeon pea), 2709 nucleotides long. RefSeq names its product protein kinase family protein / peptidoglycan-binding LysM domain-containing protein (gene LYK3). NCBI's taxonomy places the organism in Eukaryota, Viridiplantae, Streptophyta, Magnoliopsida, Fabales, Fabaceae. Gene Ontology annotation, biological process: protein phosphorylation; innate immune response. Gene Ontology annotation, molecular function: ATP binding; transmembrane receptor protein kinase activity. The record is from RefSeq and is a predicted model, not a curated record.